AACACCGGGAGCCCCAACUUCUACCACGCGACGGCGAAAGAAUUUAUUACUGGCAGGCCAAUUGGAGACGAACUUGACGAAGUGUUCUUUGUAGAUGAUCCGAAGGGGCAUUUCCUUGGAUUACCGCUGCUUAGAUCUUUUAACGACAGAUGUCAGAAGGGUGUGUUUGGGAUACCCACUAAUCCUCCUCUGGGAGACCAAAACAAGUGGGAUAAUUUUUUGAGGAAGAGACGUGACCGUCCCCGGCUUGUCAAUUAUGAGAUUAACAACUUGCUCUUCCACCUGGACCCCUCUCAACUCUUUUCAGAGCAACCCAAUGAGUUGCAGAAAGAGUUUAACGACUUCCUUACACAAAACUUUCUUGCGUUCAUCGUGUUGUCCCCUGUUGGAACUGAAGUGCCGAGUGAAUUGCUUCAGCCCAGUACUUGCUUCUGGCGAGUUUUCUAGUCGCACGAUCCCAUUAAGCGACGAAGCUCUCAGUGCUCGAGGGCUCAUGGAGGCGAAGCUAAGUCCAUUGCCAGAGAUGGGUGUAUGGGAUAAUGAAUGGGUAAAUUAUGAAGCUGAGUUACGUGAACUUGAUGUUCGGAAUGGUGUUGUGACGUGCGCUGCGCUCUCUCGAGAUGGCCACCACAUUGCACUUGCCUUUGGUAGUGGUAUUGUCGAGAUUGCCGACAUCGACCAGCAGCGCACGGUCACUCGGUUUGAAUGCGAUCCACCUCGUCUUCUAAUUUGGGUCGAGUUCGUUCAUGACAACCACCGAAUCGCUACAGAGGAUAGUGAGGGGAAUAUCACCAUUUUCAGCCGUGAUAUACGAGCCAUGAGGCUUAGCACUCUCCCCAGUGGGCGCUAUCCACCUGUCACUGCAGUGUCAGACAAUGGAUUGUUAAUAGCACGAAUUCAGCAGGAUCUUGGGAGGAAUUGGUACGACUACAUGUCACUCCUAUAUGUUUCGGAUGACCUGUCUGUUCAACCUCUCGCCUCUCCCCCUUCUGACACCUCCACACCAUCCUCCCAACCUGAUUCCAAGUUAGCCAUCCCCCACCGUCGUACGAUCGGUUUCUCUCCAGGAGCACGAUAUGUUGCCGCUUUUGAUGGGAUCAGCGCCUGCGUCUGGUCAACAGAGUCACGCGAGUUCAUUGCACGUUAUCACGUUACGGCUUUAGAGUAUUGGAUUCUCAAUCCCGGCACCGCCCCCCUUUGUCCAUAUUCCAUCUCAGAUCCCAUGUCCACCGGACCUGCGCUUCCUUUGAGAGAUGAUACUGUGGACGUAGAGACGGACUCAGGGCUCAACGCGGACGAGUCUUGGAUCAAGCGCCCAUUCUACGACCUCUUACCGAGCAUGAGAGAGGUCAUGCACAAUGAUGUCCGUUCAUUUGCAACAGGCAGAACUCCACUGUUACAAUCGGUUGGGAUGACGUCCGGAAUAUGGUUUAAUGGUGAGAGGGAGCUCGUAGUCCCAGGAAACUAUCAACCGAUCCAGAACAACGCCAAAAGCAGGGUCAGCUGGUAUGGGGAUCGAGUGCCCGAUGAUCUCACAUACUCCUACCGUCCUUCGUCCAGCAGGGAUGGGACUCGAUUUCUGCUCCAGGGCCGGACGAAAGCUCCAAUCGUUGUGGAUAUCAGCGAAGUUGUUUAGUAUCCCUAUGAAGCUUGCUAUUUCUUAUUCCCCUC
This is a messenger RNA of Cantharellus anzutake, 1671 nucleotides long. RefSeq lists its product as uncharacterized. The coding region runs from base 257 to 1636 and encodes 459 amino acids. The transcript is spliced from 2 exons. NCBI's taxonomy places the organism in Eukaryota, Fungi, Basidiomycota, Agaricomycetes, Cantharellales, Hydnaceae. The record is from RefSeq and is a predicted model, not a curated record. Gene Ontology annotation, molecular function: protein binding.